Molecule: messenger RNA, 1020 nt
Organism: Colletotrichum chrysophilum
Lineage: Eukaryota; Fungi; Ascomycota; Sordariomycetes; Glomerellales; Glomerellaceae
Exons: 1
Coding region: 1-1020 (339 amino acids)
Biological process (GO): L-phenylalanine catabolic process
Cellular component (GO): cytoplasm
Molecular function (GO): homogentisate 1,2-dioxygenase activity
Source: RefSeq, a predicted model, not a curated record
AUGAGUAACAGGGCGUUCUGUAACAACGAUGGUGACUUUCUCAUCCUCCCGCAGAAGGGGAGGCUCAACAUCCAAACCGAGCUAGGCUGGCUAAUGGUUCGGCCCGGGGAGCUAGCGGUGAUCCAAGCCGGGCUCCGCUUCCGGGUCCUCCUCCCCGACGGCCCGAGUCGCGGUUACAUCCAGGAGAUCUUCGGUACACACUACGAGCUGCCGGAGCUCGGCCCCAUCGGUUCAAACGGCAUGGCGCUUCCCCAGGAUUUUGAAAGUCCCGUCGCGUCCUUCGACGUGGAUUCGUCCGACUGGGAGAUCGUGUACAAGCUGGCGGGAUCGUUGCACGCCUGCCGGCAGGGUCACACCCCCUUCGACGUCGUGGCAUGGCGAGGGAACCUGGUGCCGUACAAGUACGCGACGGAGAAGUUCAUCAAUGUGGCAAACGUCAAUCACGAUCAGGCCGAUCCGACGGUGUACUGUGUGCUCACUGCCAAGUCCAAGGUUCCGGGGGUUUCACUGACGGACUUUCUUGUCUUUACGCCCAAGUGGAUUCCCACAUCGAACACCUUUCGGCCGCCGUACUACCAUCGCAACAUGUCCACAGAGAUGAUGGGGUUGCUGUAUGGCACGUACGGCGGGAGCAGUCACGUCCUGGAGCCGGGAGGUCUGAGCUAUGAGGCGAGCUACAUGCCGCACGGUGAGACGUAUGAGACAUGGCAGAACGCGACGACAAAGGAUUUGAAGCCAGAUAGGAUAUGCGAGGGGACGGUGGCUUUCAUGUUCCACAUCAGUGUGCCGGUCAUGCUGACCCAGUGGGCGAUUGAGGGCGAGGGCUCAAAGGGUUUGCACCUCGCCGAAGACCAGUGGGACGGAGCCAAGGCUCACUUCCUCGAGCAUCUAGACGAGGUGGAAGAGGUCUUGGCCAAGGCAGGGCUGCCAAACCUGGGAAGGAAAAGCGUCAACGGGAAAGUAAAUGGGGCCGUCAAUGGGAAUGGAGUCCAUGGUAUUGUCAAUGGCUACAGCAGUUGA